This is a messenger RNA of Hibiscus syriacus, 783 nucleotides long. RefSeq lists its product as uncharacterized. NCBI's taxonomy places the organism in Eukaryota, Viridiplantae, Streptophyta, Magnoliopsida, Malvales, Malvaceae. The coding region runs from base 1 to 783 and encodes 260 amino acids. The record is from RefSeq and is a predicted model, not a curated record. The transcript is spliced from 2 exons.
AUGGUGAUUACUCAUCGUUACAUGCAUCUUGAGGAUAUCACAGCAGAGGGAAAGAUGGAAGGGGUAGAUAGUGUAUACAAGGAUCCUCUAAUUCCCCUAUUCAAUGCCACCAGAGAAGAAAGGAUAGCUUGGUUCGAGAUGGAGCUGCAAAAAUUGGAGUAUUUCAAAUCGAGAAACUCGAACUCGAAAUUCCACAACCAAGUUUCGGGUUUUGAUGACAGUAUCUGUUCGGUGCAGUACUUCAUGGUAUGGCUUUCACCAGCUCAAUCAUUCGGGGUAAGGGAAUUUUCAGCUGUACACAGCCUCUUCAAGGCAAGUCCUAAGGGACGCUUGAUGAUUUUAUCACCAUCUCUUGAUUCAAGACAAGGGGACCAGAUUCUGAAACCACUAAUCGAUGGUGGGUUUAAAGUCCUUGCGGCGACACCGGAUUUUACCUUUUUAUUGAAGAACACCCCGUCUGAGAGUUGGUUCAAUGAGUUGAAGAGUGAUUUCAUAGUUCUCAAAGACUUCAUCCGAUUGCGGAAUGCAAUAGGAGCACAAAGCAUAAGUACAAUCAACAAGAAAUGGACAAGAAUAAAUGGUGCAGCCAUGAUCUUCGAUGAGGGGCAUCCAAUUCUAUACGACUUCUUGGAGGAAUUUGCAGUAACCUUCGAUGGAAGUAAAUGGGGACACAAUGGGCCAUGCCUGAUUUCCAGAGUGAUUCAAAGAGUUGAAAAAAACCUGGUUAUAACUUCACAAUCUUGCCACCUAAAACCUUUUAUCCAAUGGGUUGGAUCAAAAUAG